Messenger RNA from Gastrolobium bilobum, 768 nucleotides. RefSeq lists its product as uncharacterized. Bases 1 to 768 code for a protein of 255 amino acids. The transcript has 7 exons. NCBI's taxonomy places the organism in Eukaryota, Viridiplantae, Streptophyta, Magnoliopsida, Fabales, Fabaceae. The record is from RefSeq and is a predicted model, not a curated record.
AUGCUGGAGUGGAAUGAGAGAGACCAACCAACUGGCAACUCCGGUGGUCUGUAUGGUUUUUUUUCAGGUGCAAUUGUAGCUGAAUGUAAAAAUUUCCCAAUCAAUUAUAAACAAUGGGCCAUGGUUCCAGACUAUCACAAGAAUCUUAUUUGGGAGCGAAUCCUCAAAGCUAAAUUUGAUGUCAGCACCGAUGAACAUAAAAAAUGGAUCAUGAUGGAUAUUGAAAAAAAAUGGAAAGAUAACCGAGCAAGGUUGUGGGGCAUGUUUAAAAAGAGUGGCAUGACCUUUGAACAAGGUGCUGAGCAUCGUCCAAAGGGGACAAAAUCAAUUGCAAGAAGGAUAACUGAAAUGGAAAUUGAAUUUGGCCACCCGAUAUCAAGAGCUGAAAUGUAUGCUGAAUCACACAAAAAGAAGGAUGGAACAUUUGUUAAUGAAGAGGCCAGACAAAAAAAUCUAUUGUUAGCCGCUCAAAAUGAUGGAAGUAUGACUCAAGAAGAAGCUUAUAUUCAUGUUUUUGGGAAGGAGCACCCAGGACGUGUACAAGGAAUGAGAUUUGUCGCAUACUUGGUCCGAAGCUUUGGAGGUCAAAUGUCGUAUAAUCUUGCACCCAAUGGACCUCAUCAGACUCCAGAUUUAGAAUCCCCAAAAGGUAUCAGAAGGUCUUCAUCAGCCAACUAUGACCCAUAUAUUUGCAAACCAGCCACACAAGAACGACAAAAUGAAGGAUUAACAACUCCUCUUGAUGACAUUUUCAUGGAUGACAUUUGA